This is a messenger RNA of Alternaria alternata, 866 nucleotides long. RefSeq lists its product as hypothetical. Bases 314 to 778 code for a protein of 154 amino acids. The transcript has a single exon. The record is from RefSeq and is a predicted model, not a curated record. Lineage: Eukaryota; Fungi; Ascomycota; Dothideomycetes; Pleosporales; Pleosporaceae.
CUGCACGGAGCUAUGCUCGUACCUGUACGCAAAGUAGGAAAAAAGGGAGGUUGAAGUCGACGCCAGACAAGACGUAUUUGUUUGUAACUGUCAUCAUGAUGGAAGAUCCACAGUAUGCCAGGACGGCGGCAAUGGGGUUCUCUGUUAUCGCUGGACCGGCGCGGCUUGAACUGGCUGAUCGAGGCAUCGGUGACGCUGCGCGGAACUCCUUGCCCGAAGGCAUAUCGACCCUGUAGUCGUCGCUCUUCUUGUCGUCAGACAUGGUGGUGGAGAGGGGGACGUGUGCACGCUCGCGUGUGUGUAGAGUCGUGAUAUGUGGCAGCGACGGGAAGGUCCGGAGGAGAGGACAGGUACGUGGCGGCGUGUGUACGACUGCAAACGAGGGGUUGUAGUCGAAAGAAGAAGAAAAGACAGGAGUGUGGGACCAGAAGGAAGGAGACGGGUGUCGCAAGAGAGAUGCGCAGGGACGCGAAUUGGGUGGGUCUCAACGAUGGCCUCUCCCCUGGCUUGGAGUCGCUCUGUUGUGGUAGUGGUAAUUUCAUGGGCCACUAGGCCGCCUUUGAACACGAGCAACUUCUUGUCAGCACCACCCUGCAGCCUGUACGAGUUUUGUUCUAUUUUUCACUACCAGACCCUGAUACAGCGCAUAGCGUGUGUCGUAUACGAUCCAAGCGCUUUGCGCACCACUACUGCGAGGGACUGUGCGAAGGCGUUCUUCACUCCACCAGCCUAUCGCCACGUGACUUCUCCUUAUCGAGCCUCGUACUCUUUCCCCUGAUCCACGACAAGCGACCCCAGACAAACUCAAAAAAAAAAUGGCCGCCUUGGAUCCCAAAGUCGCCUCACUUGUCGACCGUGCAGCGCGC